Messenger RNA from Mustela lutreola (European mink), 682 nucleotides. Its product is annotated as prostasin-like. The transcript is spliced from 4 exons. Gene Ontology annotation, molecular function: serine-type endopeptidase activity. The record is from RefSeq and is a predicted model, not a curated record. NCBI's taxonomy places the organism in Eukaryota, Metazoa, Chordata, Mammalia, Carnivora, Mustelidae. Gene Ontology annotation, biological process: proteolysis. Bases 76 to 576 code for a protein of 166 amino acids.
UCCAGGCCAGCGGGACGCCAUACCAGAGUCAGGAGCCACCACGGCUCACGGAGAACCUGGAGUCCCUGGCAGGCCAUGGCCGAGAUGCGGCUCCUCCUGGUGUUCCUCAUGCUCCCGUUCCUGGGAGAAAGAGGGAGCGGCUUCAGCCCGGAGGCCCGCAUUGUCGGGGGUACAGCAGCUGUGCCCCGGCAGUGGCCCUGGCAGGUCAGCCUGCGUGACCGGGGCCAGCACGUCUGCGGGGGCAGUCUUAUCAGCCACCAGUGGGUGCUGACCGCCGCCCACUGUGUCUCCAGCUCCGCAAGUCUACAGGACCUGACGGUCCAGCUGGGAGAGGCUGCGCUGUACUCCCGUCCCCGGGGCUCCAUCUCCGUGGCUGUCGUCCGUGCCAUCCAGCACCCCUCCUUCACCGGGGACGCCCUCCAGGGCAGUGACGUGGCUCUCGUGAAGCUGGCACGCCCUGUGCCCUUCUCCAGCACCAUCAGACCCAUCGCCCUGGCUCCACCAGGCUCUGAAUUCCCUGCAGGCUCCCUCUGCUGGGUGACCGGCUGGGGGGACGUCCAGCAGGACGGUGGGUGAGGGGCAAGGGGCUGGGGGCUCGGGGAGCUGGCCUGAGGGGAAGGCACUCCAAGGGUGGAGCGAGUCACCCCAGUCUCCUCUCUGAGCCUCACCUCAUGGUAGAGGC